ACUCACACACCUACACCGUGGGCCAAAGAGGUACUGUUAAACAAACCUCUUUCAUGCAUUCAACAUGCCCUUGCUUCCUCCAAAUGUAAGUAAAAAGUACUCAGAUUCCAUAGGAAUAUCUAAACAACUAUGUUAGGUGCAAACCAAAAAAAAACAAAAAAAAAAUUUCACAGAAUGUAAUACAAAUAUGAUUUUCUUUAUUCUCAUUGAUGCAUUUUGUACAUAGAAAUUUCUAUACGCGUAGUAGACUUUUUUAUACCUAAAAAGGUACAUCACAAACAAACCCAAUCGAAAAGAUCAUGUCAUGUCCAUUAAUGAAGAAUAUUGCAAAAAUUUCUCCAACACUUGAAAACCCUUUGAACCCCUUCCUUUUGUGUAGCCCAUUUUCUUUACAUGUCUUCUUUUGAGAAAACUUAGGUUCAAUAUUCUACAAAUGGAGGAUACAUUGCAUGACCUCUCUCAUCACCCCCACCCUCCUUCUCCAUGGCUCCUCCAUCUGUUCAAGACCUCCAUUUCUCUCACCUUGACAUCCCUAUAACCAUAGACCGCAUUUUUUCGGUCAUGCCAGCCAGUUCGAUUCCGGUCUCCACCAACCACAGCCUCUACCUUUCAAACAUAGAUGACAUGAUCGGUGCACGAGUUUUCACCCCAACUGUGUAUUUCUAUCGAUCAAACAACUUUGGUUCUCCCCGAAAACCCAUCAUGGAAAUACUACUUGAUGCUCUUGCUAGUGUUUUAGUCCCUUACUAUCCUUUCUCGGGCCGACUUAGAGAGACUCAAAAUGGAAAGCUAGAGGUGUUCUUCGGACCAGACCAGGGGGUUCUCAUGGUUCAAGCUCAUUCAGAGAUGGCUUUAGCCAACCUGGGUGACUUUACAGUGCCAAACCCUGCAUGGUUACCAUUGGUUUAUAGGUUCCCUAAUGAAGGACAAUACCAAAUCAUUGACAUGCCAUUGUUAAUAGCACAAGUGACUUAUUUUAGCUGUGGUGGCUUCAGCCUUGGUUUGAGGACUUGCCAUUGCCUCUCUGAUGGGCUUGGUGCAAUGCAAUUCCUUAAUGCAUGGUCUUCCACUGCGAAAGCCGGAGUUUUGGUAACAAACCCUAAUCCAUGUUGGGACAGAGAGAUUUUCCGACCACGCGAACCGCCUCUAGUUAAAUACCCACAUGUUGAGUUCAUGAGAAUCGAAGAUGGUUCAGACCUAACAAUGAAGCUCUGGCAAAACAAGCUGGUUCAGAAGUGUUAUCGGAUUAGCAGGGAAUUUCAAGCUCGUUUAAAGAACUUGGCCAGAGCACACGAUGAUUCUACGUGCACUACUACCUUUGAUGCCAUGGCUGCUCAUGUUUGGAGAUCUUGGGUUAAAGCACUUGAUGUCAAACCGUUGGACUGCAACCUUCGACUUACAUUUUCUGUUAACGCUCGACAAAAGCUCAAAAACCCACCUUUGAAAAGCGGGUUUUAUGGCAAUGUCAUGUGUGUGGCGUGUGCCACAAGCACGGUGUCUGAGCUUGUCAAUGGGUGUCUUGCAGAGACAAGAAGGUUGGUUCAUGACGCUCGGUUAGGCAUCUCAGAGGAGUACUUGAGGUCUACAAUAGAUUAUUUUGAGGUGGAUAGGCCUAAGAGGUUAGAAUUUGAUGGGAAGUUGACAAUCACACAAUGGACUAGAUUUUCCAUAUAUGAAUCAGCAGAUUUUGGGUGGGGAAGACCGAUUUAUGCUGGUCCGAUUGAUCUGACACCAACCCCACAAGUUUGUGUUUUCUUGCCUGAAGGGGAGGGUGGUUCUGGUGGAACUAUGUUGGUGUGCAUUUGCUUGCCAGAGCAAGCUACAAGCACGUUUAGAAAGUUUUUGUGCCUCAUGGAUUUAGAUGAUCAAGUUGGACAAUAGGUCAAGGUCAAGGAAUGCAACAGUUGUAUUUUCAUUUCCUAUUUUUUUUGUUUUGUUUAUGAACUUUUUCAGCAUAUUUUUUUAGGAAAUACCAAAAAAUUAUGAAUCCAAAAACUAUUUUUUUCAUGAAAAUAAAAACAAUUAA
Messenger RNA from Camellia sinensis, 2026 nucleotides. Its product is annotated as HXXXD-type acyl-transferase family protein. Gene Ontology annotation, molecular function: acyltransferase activity, transferring groups other than amino-acyl groups. The record is from RefSeq and is a predicted model, not a curated record. Lineage: Eukaryota; Viridiplantae; Streptophyta; Magnoliopsida; Ericales; Theaceae.